Cheilinus undulatus (humphead wrasse) is the source of this 1172-nucleotide messenger RNA. Its product is annotated as CAAX prenyl protease 2-like. Gene Ontology annotation, molecular function: metalloendopeptidase activity. The record is from RefSeq and is a predicted model, not a curated record. Lineage: Eukaryota; Metazoa; Chordata; Actinopteri; Labriformes; Labridae. Bases 443 to 1150 code for a protein of 235 amino acids. Gene Ontology annotation, cellular component: endoplasmic reticulum membrane. Gene Ontology annotation, biological process: CAAX-box protein processing. The transcript has 7 exons.
GUGUCCUCCCACUAGAGCAUUAGAGUUAAUCAGCUUGCUUCACUACACUAAUCUGAAAUGACAGACCAAUCCACAGCAUGAUGAGUCUGUGCUAGCUGUAGCUCACCUGAAGACACUUCAAAUCACCUUAAAAAUCUUCAGUUCUGUUGUCCAGGACACAGAAAAUGACGUAGUGAUAAUAAUGCAGGAGGAGAACACACAGACAUGUUGGGUGUGUGUGCUGAGCUGCCUUCUGCUCUCAUGUGCAUACGUUGGCAGUCUGUACGUCUGGAGAAGCAGCUUACCCAGGUAUACGACCCACAGCGGAUCUGAUACUGUGCUGUUAGACUUGAAUAUUUAACUGUCAUUGUAUUUGUGCAGGGACCACCCCAGUGUGAUAAAACGUCGCUGUGUCAGUGUGCUGCUGGUGUCUGCGCUGUCACCUGCAGUAGUGAGAGCAUGGAUGCACUGGACUGAUGUCGAAGUGAACGUAUCUGUGUGGGAGCUGAUUGGAGUUCGAAUGGAGGGUCUGCUCCCUGCUGCCGUCCUGCCUCUGCUACUUACUAUGGUGUUUUAUCUCGGCCCUUUGGUUCAAACUGCCAUGGAUAACCCAAGUGGCUUCACAGAGGAACUACAAUCUGUCCUGGAUGUUCAGUCGUGGAGGCUGUGUGUCAGCGAUGCAGUGUGGCUGAGAAACCAGGUGGUGGCGCCAGUGACAGAGGAGCUGGUGUUCAGAGGAGCAAUGCUGCCCAUGCUGGUGCCGUGCACAGGACCCACAGCUGCUAUCUUUACUGCUCCUCUCUUCUUUGGUGUCGCUCAUUUUCACCACAUCAUAGAGCAACGGCACCUCUACAAGGACAGCAUGAGAGUCAUCCUGUUGGUUUCUGGGAUGCAGUUCUUGUACACAACUGUGUUUGGUGUAUUUACUGCCUUUAUUUUCAUGAGAACAGGCCACGUUGUGGGUCCAGUUUUGUGCCAUUCGUUCUGUAACAGCCAGGGCCUUCCUGACAUCGGCUCAGCCCUUCGACACCCUCAGAAACCAGCUCUUCUCUUCUCAUAUGUGAUGGGUUUGCUGCUGUUUCUGGUGCUUCUCUUCCCACUGACAGACCCUUUCUUCUACGGUGCUGCUCCUGUCUGCAGGCUGGCUCCCCCUCCAGUCUCAGUAUGCUAGAUUCAAUGAAGUAAAAUAUAUA